UGAAAGAUCUGAUGGGGAGCUGGCAGGGGGGACAAAUUUGGUGGGAUAAAUUCUGCUUGUAUCUAUAGUGUGAUCCUCAAGGCUCAAAAUUGUAAUCACAAAGAACAGAGUUGAAACUAUUCCAAGCGAAUAACAAACCACACUCUUGAGAAGCAGCAGCCCAUGUACUGUAUGUACCUCUUCAUGGAGUACCACACUCUGAGCUCUGUACAACCUCUUGUUCUGAGGCAGCAAAACUCAAUAGUCAAUUAUUAUGGAGUAUUAUAUGAACCUGUGGUAUCCUGGACUUUCUCAGUCGGACUCUGACCUCUCGAGACAGAGGGGUGGAGACUGGGCGGAGCUCAAGUCCAGAGGCCACACCCACUGACGAGCUCAGCUGCAGGUCUCGAUGUGGAACACUCUCCAAGCUCUGAGACGGUGAGAGAGGGAGAGGGCAGGGAAAUAAAAGGUUUCGUGCAACUUUAGUGUAUGCCGGCAACUUGGAAGUUGCAAGAACGAUGAAAAACGUUGUGGCGUAUGUUGAUAGUACAGCACCGCGCACACCUGCACAGAACGUUCACUGAACUACACAUUAUUGAACGGAUGAUUGAGGGGCGCACCUCAUCAGAGGACCAGCGGCUGACGGAGAGCGCGGCGCGGUCUCUUCCAGUUUCAUAGCCGACCUGACUUUCCCGCCGUCUCUCUCUCGACACCCCGCCGCAGUGGAGUCGCAGAGCCGGCUCCGACACCGAGCGAAUUCUCCUGCUGCACUUCUCCAUGCCUUGUUGCGUUGCCUAGCAAUAAGACAAAGUGGGCGUGGCUAAUCUGAAAGGUCAAAGUUGGUCAAAGAGACAGACUAGUGGAGGAAUAAUGUUCACUCGCUCGCUCUGCAGUCGAUUAUUGGGAUGUAGGCUGCUAGAGUCCGGACUCUCUUGUCCCACUGGCAGUCGCACCAUCUCCUCUGCGGACUCCCUCCCUUUGGUCUGAGCUCAGUCCUUACCGCUCCGUGAAGAUAGAUCUCACUACAGCCUGGAGUCAUGGCUGGAGACCUCCACACAAUGUCCACUUCUCAUCUCUCCUCUCCAACCACCUCCAACAGUGGAAGGGCGAAGGGCGGAGUGGGGUGUGGCUCCAUCUUCCCCUCCCACUCCUCCACCUCGCUAACGAGGCAGUAGGGGUGGGGUUUACCCUCCACCACUCCUCUAAUGAGGCUCGUAGUCUGGUGCUGUGUGCCUGGCUGGAGGAGGGCUCUUCAAGUAGACUGCCUCACUACGCCUCUCAUCAGGUCGGAGUCUCAGGGGCUGUGUGGAGGGAAGAGACUGGUCAAAUGCUGGUCAUCCAGGACAAGUACAAGUUUGUCAACUGGAAGUUCCCAGGAGGCCUAGCUGAGCCUUCAGAAGACAUCGGUAAACCAUACGUGCAAUCAUUCAGUAGCGUUUAGUUGCAGCACAUAGAUUUUGCAGUUUACGUGAGCCUGUCUUAGACUUGAUAUUGUUACAUGUUGUCUGCUGGGUGUUUGGCUACUGCAGCUGAUGCAGCAGUGAGAGAGGUGAGGGAAGAGACAGGAGUUGAAACAGAGUUCCGAUCAAUACUGGCCUUCAGACAGCAUCAUCACAUGCCACACACAUUCGGCUGCUCGGACCUCUACUUCGUCUGUAGACUCCACCCUCUAACCUUUGACCUCAAACCAUGCGAGAAGGAAGUCGUGAGAUGCGCGUGGAUGAGUGUGCAGGAGUUGGCAGCAUCGGAAGAGAGUACAGUACUGACUCGGCGAAUAGCUCGUCUUCUCCUUGACAACCGACACGAUAAUUUCCAGAGAAUUGACAUCUCCAUGGAAGAAUGGCCCUCGUUGUACAAGGAACACAAUUACAAACUCUUUCUCAGAACGCAACAUUAAUAUCAGUUGGUUUUUAAAAAUUUCUUUGUACAA
Molecule: messenger RNA, 1909 nt
Organism: Geodia barretti
Lineage: Eukaryota; Metazoa; Porifera; Demospongiae; Tetractinellida; Geodiidae
Source: the annotation of a GenBank genome assembly